This is a messenger RNA of Anopheles stephensi (Asian malaria mosquito), 6902 nucleotides long. RefSeq lists its product as uncharacterized. The transcript is spliced from 5 exons. The record is from RefSeq and is a predicted model, not a curated record. Gene Ontology annotation, molecular function: NAD+ binding. NCBI's taxonomy places the organism in Eukaryota, Metazoa, Arthropoda, Insecta, Diptera, Culicidae. The coding region runs from base 352 to 6234 and encodes 1960 amino acids.
AAAGGCAAUCAAAACAAAUCCCAUACAAGCAGCACAGUCUCAAGCUGGCUUCAAGAUCGAUCGCCCAGUUCCUGUCCCGCAAACUCGGCUUCAACUGCAUCCGAAGCGGAAGCAUAGAAAAGAUGCGAACAAAAGCAAAGCAAAUAAACAAUAAUAAAAAAAAAUUACAAACACCCUUCGCUUGCGCGAGCUGUCACUCUCGCGAGGCUUUUGUAGGGAUAAAAGGAUCCUAAAUUUAGGAAGAGUUUGGAAGAAAAUGGUUCUGCAGUAGUAAAAACAUUUAUUACUACUGUCGGGGAUACGCCAAGAACGCCGCGCAUAACUUGGCACCAUCGAAAAUCUUAAUGCAAAAUGCGGAUGAAAGGCAUAACGCUGUCGGCUAUUCUGGAGCAGGGUGCCACACGGCGGCGCAAAUCACCUCCUAAAGAAGAAUGUCCCAAAAAGCAAAAACGUGACUGUUGGCGGAAGAUAGCAGCAGUAUUAAACAAAUGUGAGAGCAAGCGAACGCACGAUGAGGUGCGGCUUUUGGAGAGCCAGCCGGAGGUAGUGAAGCAGAUCCUCGAACGCCGAAAGCGCAAUGUCGAGUACAAGGAACGUGUACUCGAGACGGAAGACGAUCCCGAAGUUAUCGAACGGAAAGCCUUAAAGCUAGCUCAGGCCAUUGCCAAGGCAAACCAUCUGAUCGUCUACACCGGGGCCGGAAUUAGCACCUCUGCCAAAAUACCGGACUACCGCGGAAGUCAAGGAAUAUGGACGCUACUGGAACAAGGCAAAGACAUUGGCGAGUACGAUCUUUCGCUGGCGGAUCCUACCUUCACCCAUAUGGCGCUGUUCGAGCUGCACCGAAGGGGCAUUCUAAAGCACGUGCUGUCGCAGAACUGUGACGGGUUGCAUCUGCGUUCCGGAUUGCCCCGAUUCUCUCUCUCGGAAGUGCACGGUAACAUGUACGUGGAGGUGUGCAAGCAAUGCAAACCGAAUGCCGAAUAUUGGAGGCUUUUCGAUACCACACAAUUCACCGCCCGUCAUUAUCACAAAACGAAUCGCCGGUGUCGUCGCUGCGGUGGACCGCUCAUCGACACGAUCGUACACUUUGGCGAGCGGGGUCAGUUGAAGUGGCCACUUAAUUGGGCUGGCGUAACGCCCCAUACCGAGAAGACUGAUUUAAUUCUGUGCAUUGGAUCCAGCCUGAAGGUGCUGCGCAAGUAUACGUGGCUGUGGGCAACGGAUCGACCGAUAAAGAAGCGGCCAAAGAUCUUCAUCAUCAAUCUGCAGUGGACGCCCAAGGAUAAGGUGUCGACGCUCAAGAUAAAUGGCAAAUGCGACGAGGUGAUGAAGCUGGUAAUGGAGCACCUGAACAUCGAGGUCCCGCAGUACAAUCGGCUCAAGGAUCCCAUAUUUGCACAUGCAACAUUGCUACUGGCCGACGAACAGCACACAGCGUCGCAGCCAAUGUUGAAGAAAAUCACUGCCGCCAAAGAAGAAUCGUCGGAAGAGCCGAUCAACGACGAACGUGACGAAGAAAUCAAAACGGAACCGAACGCAUCCGCCAGUGCGACCAUCUCACCUCAGCAAAUAUACUUAAACAAUCUGUUUCUCGCGCAACAACAGCAAAUGAGCAACAAUUACAGUAUCCUGCUAAACUCGGCAGGACGUACGGAAGCGCGCGGUUCUCUGUUGCCCUGCAAUUUGCCGCCGCUGGUGCCCUGUUCGCUAAACGCUAGUGACGGUGGCCAAACUAAAAACGAACCGAACGGCCCCUCUUCAUGUGACGAUCACAAACCGCUAACGUCUCCUCCAGUAAACGUUAUAAAGAUAGACACUGCAUCGAAUCUGUUCGGUAGUCUACGCCAAGUGCUGAGUACCAUCAAUCCCGGGACAAACUCGUCUUCCGUGGAGAGCAAACCGCUUUCGGCCGCUGAUGAAAAACCCAACGCUUCCCAAAGUGCUGCAACGGAACAGCUUUUACACGUCCCCGUACCACUUUUGAUGCAACCUGGUGUAACCGUAGUCAAGCAAUCGUUAAUGGCGGCUGGUACAUCGGACAAAAGCAGUCUGCUCGAUGCGGCCGCUCAGAAGAAACCGCCAAUGUGUAAUCAGAUACAGCUGAUCGUAAAGCCGGUCGUGGUAAGUAAUCCGCCGAGUUUGGUGCCGCUGAAUGCACAUCGGCCGGUAGAUGCACAUCAAUCGGCGCAUAGUGCUCAUGGUUCAUCCGGUGUGUUAAAUAAUGCAAUGAAAGUGGAACCUUUCGAGGAAGUUUUACCAGAGAUUAAAAGUGUGCCAGAAGUUCUUUUGAAGGGCGAAGAAAUUGUCGACGAUGGUAGUGAAACGAUCAAAUGUGAAAAUACUUCAAACGAAAUGGCCGUUAGCAGGGAGCUUAAAAGAGAGGAAACCGGCGACGGGCUUUUGGCGCCUGGUCAGAUCAAGCAUGAACACCAAAUCAACACUGUGGACACAUUGGACAGUGAAAUGGAACUGGGCAAAAGUCCCGAAGAGAUAUCCGACGUGAAACAACCGAUUCCUGGUGAUGGACCUGAGCCAGCCAGGGAAUGCAGAGCAGAAGUAACGACAGAUGAUAUAGAAUGCAUUUCCGUACAUUCUUCAUCUUCCGAAAACGAUAUCGAUCAAAGACACAGCGUUGGCGAGGCUAGUCUUCAUCCUGAACCGGACACAAAGCAACCAACGGACGUGAGGGUUCCUGCAGAUGAUAAGCGCUGCACCGAACAGCCCACCGGCAAAGUGGAUAAAACGUUAGAGCAAGGCUUGUUGUCACCAUCGCAUGAAACCCUUCUGGAACAAUUAAAAAGCGUUUCUGUGGAAAAGGCAGACAACAACAUUGAAAAUGCUCGUGAAGAUCGUGUACCAGACCCAGUGCAAAGUAUGAGAGAUUCUUUAGAUCAAAGCGAUGAAUGUGAUGAGAUGAAAGAAUCAAACCAUUUUGAUCUUAAAGCUGCUAGUAUGAUGGCCACGCAUGAGGGUCAGCCGUCAGCUUUAUGUUCCCAACCGUGCACCCGGAUCGAAUUGCCCAAGCACGAAACAAGCAACGGAGCGACUCCAGAAACACAAAAUUUAAAUACCUGGGUAGAAGCUGAAACCAUCAACAAGGAUUUGGUAAAUGAAUCAGUUAGUCAGCGGAGAAAGGUCUCAUCAGAUGCAACGGUUAACGGCAAAUUGGAUCUUAACGGUACUGAUUCUGAGGCUUCUGAAGUAACGUAUUCGAAUGUUGAUGAAGCUAUUAGUUGUGCAGAGCCGGUACCAGUGAAAGAGCCAGCAGAUGUAACGGAAAGCACACAAGAAGAAGCUGACGAUUCUCAGUCUCCACAAGUAGAACCAAACGCUGUAACCGUAGCAUUCUGUUCAACGCAAGCAACGGAGACAAGUAUGGCAAAGGCAGAAGCAAUUCAAGAGAUAGAGAUUGAUUUGGGCAGCGAAGAAUCGUGGCGCAAGUACGAUGCGUGUGAUGAUGCGAAAAAAACUUCAGCCAACGAACGAAGCGUCGAUGAAACGGUCAAUGAUGACGACUCACAAGCGAAAAGUGAAGUUGAAGGUUCAUGGGCCGACGACCAUGAUGAACCUCACAGUUGCGCCGCUGUACAAAGGAAUGGAGACGUGAACGAACUUGAAGUGAUCUCGAACGAUGUAUUGCAGUCAGAAGAUGUUCUCCCAACGAACCAAUCUGACCGUGACCGAGAAGAGAAAGUUCCUCUGGAGGUAGAACAAAGCGAGACUGAUGCCGACACUGUACCCGUCACCUUGCUGCUUGAAACUAAUCUUACAACUUCGCCAGUGUGUGAGAAGAUAGAACAGGAAUUGAAUUCUGUUACAUCGCCUGAGGAUGGUUCCACUAAAGAUAUCGCCACUGGUGGAACAUCCCCGGUGAGCAAUGAUAACACAUGCUCCCUGUCGGACAAUGAUCGCGACGUAGCAAAGAAUCAACCGGCGUGUGAACUGAAUACAGCUUCAAGCCGGCAGCAGGAAACGUUAAGUACUGAACCGAAUGAUCGUAGCAACGUACAUCAAACCUCCUCGAAUGAAAACCUGCCAUCACAGUGUCCCGAGCAUGAACGAAAUAGGGAAGCGACGAUGGGACAUGAAGAAGGCGUUACCAAACCUACCCCAAAUGCUUCGGACGACCUGUUGCAGUUAGUCUUGAAAGAUGGCGCGCAAAAUGUCCCGCAAAAGCCAAACGCAGAUUCAAAUUGCGGCCCACACUCAUCGCUUCCCAGCAAGCGCACACGCCACCAGAACAUGGUCAAGGUUGUGCUUAGCAAUAGUGCCCUGUUCGAGCUGUACGAAGCUGCACCGAGGUUCACGGAUAACUGCCCGCCGGCAUUAAAGUUGAUAGCUCCGGUCAAAUAUCAGCUUCCCACACACGUGGUUGCAAAACUGGCCAAACCUGGCAGCAGUCCGCCGCCGGCAGCAAAUGAACCUAAACACGAAAAGACUGAUGAGGAUGAUAACCUCGAACAGCAGCAGCAGCAAGAUGCAACACCAACGCAAGCCUCGUCCCGAUUUCAAACGCUCGAUCUUUCCACGACGACACCAAGAAGCUCGCAGACGCCGCCCUGCAAACCGAUACAUCGGCCAUCGGCAUUUCUUCUCACUCCGCCAAUGCACUGCAUCGGCAGCACACUGACGGUGGCCCCACAAAACGCUACUCCAUCCUCGGUAGCUUCCUCAUUCAUCCCACUACCAGGCCAGGCCGGUCUGUCGGCGAGUGCCAGUGUGGCGGCCUACAUGCUAAAGAACGGCAGCUUCAUGAGCACGCAAGCGAGGCUGCCGAACCUGUUCGGCGGUUUUCACACCGGCCUGGGGACGAACUUACUCCUGCUGACCAGUCCUCCCAAACAUCCAGCGACUCCAAGCGGUAGUACUAGCCAACCGGCAGAUAGCUCUCCCACGGCCACAACACCAACGACACCGGCCAAGUCCUUUCGGCUCGAGUCGGAUGAACAGACCGACGAGGAGGAUGGCAUGAGUUUGAAAAAACGACGCUCCAAGCGUCUCGAGUCGGCCCGGCUGCACAAGCACCAGCCGGUGACGCCGGAAAAGACUGACUCCGAUACGGACACCACGAUCGAUCAAUCGCCCCGGGAGUCGCGAGCAAGAGGAAGCAACCGAUCUAGCCAAUCGCUCGACGGAGCGAACGAAAGCGAUGAACUGACGGGGGAAGGUGGUUACGGUGCGGGCCGGUCACGCAGCUUUCGCAUUCGACGAAAGCCCGAGUUUCUGAACAUUAAACAUCCGGAGAAGAAGAAGAAGCGUCCCAACGAUGAACCGCCAGAGACGGCGGCGUGUGCGAAGCCCUCGACGAGCGGCUGCCAAGAGAAGAUGCCAAAACACGGUGAGCAACUGGCAACGGCAGCCGCCACCACCGCGUCGACGACAUUGCCGGCCACCAACCGAUUAUUCACGAUUGCUGCUCCAGUAGCGUACUUCCCUGCCCCGUUCGUCUCAACGCUAGGAACCUCAAGCUCAAGCGCAAUAAUGUCGCAACAGGAAAAGUACAAACGCAUCCUCACGUACUACAAGACCGCGAUCCAGCAGCAGCAGCAGCAUCAGCAGCAGGCCAGCAGCACGCCCAACGCGCUGCCCCAAUGGUAUGACGUAAACUACGCCUACUCCGGACUGCACAGCAUUAUCCAUCCGCCACCACCGGACGUCAAUCUUUGGGGCUGUGGCUCACCGAUCAAGCUGGAACCGCAGCAACAGCCGCUAGAAAUCGAGUGCAAGUUCUGCUUCGAGAACUACGCCCAGUACAGCUGCCAGUUCUAUCCUCCCCAGCCGGCGGAUUUCGCCGUCAAAUCGUUCCGCCGGGGCAGGGUGGUCGUGUGCGAAUGCUGUGACCACUCCGAUGGGGAAAAUGAGAAAGCUCAGCCAGACGUCGUUGCCACGGGAGCUGACGAACCCGGUUCCCUCGCAUCAACAUCGCAGGUACCGUGUGGUGGUGGUGGCGGCGGUGAAGCGAACUCCUCCGAGAAUGUAGCACACGACGCGCAGGACCAAAAGCGUCGUCCGCUGGCAGAGGAGGACCAAUCGAAGGAGACGGAAGUGAGAGUGUCCAAACGUCCCAAGUGUGAGGCAAGCGUUAUUUCCGCUGAUGGUUCCAGUUCCGGAGUCGGCGGCAAUACGAAUGGCACUAAUGGCGCUGCACACAAACCGAGGGUGAAACCGGGAUGGUACGGAAAGGGCUAUCGAAAGCAUUUGCGGCGCAAGAAGCGCACGAGUCAAGGAUGAAAUUGAGAGAUCCAGGCGGUUCUGUAAUGUAGAUACCUAACAGCGACUGUAAGCAUUUGCUUCUCCUCAGCGUUAAACGGCGUGCUCAACAGAUCCACUAACAACCGAUAAGCAUAGAACUAGGAAGUAGGAUGGGUGCCUUGCUGCGAGGUAAUAGGGUGAUAAGGGCCAAUUUCAAAGUUCUGUUCAAACACACCCUUGUUUGUGUGAAAGUAUUGUCGUUCCUUUUUUACUGCGCUAAGAAAUGUACAUACAGGCUAGUCGGUAAGGUUACGGUUCUCUUAGGCUUAGUCUGAUGAAGCUCACCCUUCCGUGAGCAUCCUGCAUCAUCGAUCCGUUCGAGGACAGCAAGAAUGCGUGAAGGUGAAUAUGUUUCCUUCUUUUACCUCCAAACAGCGUGUGAAGCGAUCUCAAUUAUAUGUCCAGUAGAAUGUACCAACUUUUGUCUUUCAUCAAUCGACUCCGUAGGCCGACUCGGUGGCCGAGCGAAUUAAACAUUAAUACAAAAAUGACUAAGCGAUCGGCACGGGUCAUUUCUAACAUUGGCUCAGCAUUGUUUCGUAGAUUUCUCUGUAGACAAGAGGGUGCAAAAGGGUGGGCCAUUUAAUACAAAAGGACGGUGUAAUGGCAAUGUGCGGAUUGAGUGAAUAAAAACCAAUUGAAUGAGA